Molecule: messenger RNA, 4180 nt
Organism: Ixodes scapularis (black-legged tick)
Lineage: Eukaryota; Metazoa; Arthropoda; Arachnida; Ixodida; Ixodidae
Product: collagen alpha-1(I) chain
Exons: 26
Coding region: 1-4086 (1361 amino acids)
Biological process (GO): extracellular matrix organization; cell adhesion
Cellular component (GO): extracellular matrix
Molecular function (GO): cell adhesion molecule binding
Source: RefSeq, a predicted model, not a curated record
AUGGCGACUCUUCCUUCGGAAACAUCUUUAUGUAUUAUUGUGUACGAUUGGUUCUCAUUCAUUUGUUUUACUCGCCGACUUUUGCCCGAGGAGCAUGAAGCCGACGUCCUCGUCCGUGAGAGCAGAGCUGUGAGCCACUUCAAAGGGCUCUACGAUUUUCUCCAGCAACGCGAUGCCACGGUGUUCUGCAAGUACCUCCGUCGCGCAGAGGUCGAGGAUGUUCUCGUGUCCCUUCAGGCCUUCACGAUCUUCGCCCCCAACGAUAUGGCCUUUGCAGCACUACCCGCUAGUCUUCUCAAGAAGAUUGAGAGCGACAAGCGGUUCCUCAGAACGUUUGUGCUGCACCAUAUCGCCGGCGAUGCUGUAUCCAGCAGAUCACUGAAGGGCGAACUCGAGAUCACCACCCUAAGUGGAGACAACCUCCUUGUCAAGGUCUAUGACAACGGCAGGACGAUCUCCAUUGCUGGUGGGAACAUCAUCCAAGGAGACACGAACUUCGAGAACGUCGUCCUCCACAUCGUGGACCGAGUACUCUACCCGUUCGCCGAAAGCGUGCUGCCUCAGACUAUUCAAUCGAAAUACGGCUACUUCUACAAGCUCCUGCAGUCGGCCGGUCUCGUCCAGGUCUUGAACAGUGACCUGUACACUGUCUUCAUACCGACUCAAGAUGCGAUCAACAGCCUCCCAGCCGACACGUCCAAGGCCAUUCUUUCGGACAGUACCCUUCUCAAACGAGUUCUCUCCCACCACAUUGUUCCUGGACUCCAAUUCAGCGGCGUCUUCAAGGAUGGAGCCACACUCACGCCGCUCGACGGCGAAGUCAUGCGUGUCACAACCCAAGCCGGUCAAAUCUUCAUUGACGGUGUCCCGUUUGUUAACUACGACGAAGGUGCCACCAACGGAGUCAUUCACCUCGUCAACAGGGUACUUAUGCCCAAGAGCGUCAUUGAAGACUGUGGCUGCUUUGCCUCAAAGGACGACGUCUCGCUCAUCGGUCAAAAGCUAACCAUCCAAGGGCCCACGCUCGUCGGCCAGCAGCUGCCUGGCAUUACACAGCAACAUGUUCUGCUCCCGGGGACAGUUUCCACGGUGUCUGGCCUCACCACUCGCGUCAUCUCUCCUGGCGGAGUAGUCUCCCUUCACCCUGGCCUUGCUCCGCAUCUUCCCGGUCAAAACCCUCAAAAUAUUCUAAAAUAUGGACCAGGUGGCCCAAGUGGACCUGGUGGACUAAGGGGACCAAGCGGACCAAGCGGACCAUUCGGACCAGGUGGACCAAGAGGACCAAGUGGACCAUUUGGACCAGGGGGCCCAAGUGGACCUGGUGGACCAAGAGGACCCAGCGGACCACUCGGACCGGGUGGACCAAGUGGACCAGGAGGCCCAAGUGGACCUGGUGGACCAAGAGGACCCAGCGGACCAUUUGGACCAGGUGGCCCAAGUGGACCUGGUGGCCCAAGUGGACCUGGUGGACCAAGAGGACCAAGCGGACCUGGUGGGCCAAGAGGACCAAGUGGACCGUUUGGACCAAGCGGACCAGGCGGUCCAAGCGGUCCACGGGGACCAAGCGGACCAUUUGGACCUGGUGGUCCAGGUGGACCACGAGGUCCAAGUGGACCAUUUGGCCCCGGAGGCCCAAGUGGACCAAGUGGGCCAUUCGGACCUGGUGGCCCAAGUGGUCCACGCGGACCAAGCGGACCAUUCGGACCUAGUGGACCAAGUGGUCCAAGCGGACCAUUCGGACCCGGCGGCCCAAGUGGCCCACGGGGACCAAGCGGACCUGGUGGACCAGGUGGACCGAGAGGCCCAAGCGGACCAUUCGGACCUGGUGGACCAGGUGGACCAAGGGGACCUAGUGGACCAAGCGGACCAUUCGGACCUGGUGGUCCAGGCGGGCCAAGGGGACCAAGCGGAACAUUCGGACCUAGUGGGCCGGGUGGCCCGAGCGGACCAUUCGGUCCUGGCGGCCCAGGAGGACCAAGAGGCCCAGGUGGUCCAUUCGGCCCAGGUGGCCCAAGCGGACCAAGUGGACCAAGGGGACCAGGAGGACCAAGUGGCCCAAGUGGACCGAGAGGACCUAGUGGACCAUUCGGACCAGGAGGCCCAGGAGGACCAAGAGGCCCAGGAGGACCAAGUGGCCCAAGCGGACCAAGAGGGCCAAGUGGACCAAGGGGACCAGGUGGACCAAGAGGACCAAGUGGGCCAUUCGGGCCUGGUGGGCCAAGCGGACCGGGUGGUCCUAGCGGACCAAGAGGACCAAGCGGACCAUUCGGACCAGGAGGCCCAGGCGGACCAAGGGGCCCAGGCGGACCAAGUGGUCCAUUCGGCCCUGGUGGACCAAGUGGCCCCCGUGGCCCAAGUGGACCGAGAGGACCAAGUGGGCCAUUCGGGCCUGGUGGACCAAGCGGACCAGGUGGUCCCAGCGGACCUAGGGGACCGAGUGGACCAUUCGGACCAGGUGGCCCCGGAGGCCCAAGUGGGCCAAGAGGACCAAGUGGCCCAAGCGGACCGAGAGGACCAAGUGGGCCAUUUGGACCUGGUGGACCAGGCGGACCGAGGGGACCAAGCGGACCAGGUGGUCCUAGCGGCCCAAGCGGACCAAGGGGACCAAGCGGACCAUUCGGACCAAGGGGACCAAGCGGACCAUUCGGACCAGGUGGCCCUGGCGGCCCAAGCGGACCAAGGGGACCAAGCGGACCGUUUGGGCCAGGGGGUCCUGGCGGCCCAAGCGGACCAAGGGGACCAAGCGGACCAUUCGGACCAGGUGGUCCUGGCGGCCCAAGCGGACCAAGGGGACCAAGCGGACCAUUCGGACCAGGUGGCCCUGGCGGACCUAAGGGACCUAGUGGACCAUCUGGACCAGGUGGACCUUUCGGACCUAGUGGACCGGGCGGACCUAGAGGACCAGGUGGACCAGGCGGACCAGGCGCGCCUCGCGCCCCGGGCGCUCCAUUCGGCGGAAAGCCUCUAGGAGUUGUAUUGCCCGUCCCAAGACCAGCAGGGCCGCAAUCUGGUCUGGCACUACCAGGAGCUCAAUUUACCUUCGGAAAGGCUACGGGAGUGUUUGUUCCUCCUACCACUACGGUUGUAGGCGUCGUUCCUGGAGUGCAGCGAACCUUUGGAUUCACAAGCGUUGGACCUGCUAAGACUACUGUUCUGGGGCCAUCCCUGCAGUUUGUUACCCACACUGUUGGCGGUGCGACCAUAAAGACUGGUGGAAUUCCAUCGACUGUGAUCGGACUUACGGGACCUGGUGUGCAGUAUACUUCACCGGCUAAAACGCCUGGACAGCCACAAGGGAAACCACUUGACUUCACACUUGUCUUGAAAGAACUAAAGGCGACCAGGUACCUUUCCUGGCUUCAGAAGUCAGGAGCACUCCAGUAUAUCAACGAUGGAGGAUUCUACACCAUUUUUGUGCCAAGUGACGAAGCCAUCGGGCAGAUUUCUGGCCAACUCCUUUCUAAGCUCGAGAGAGACACCGUGUUGCUGAGGCAACUGGUUCUGUACCACAUCGUGGUCGGAGACGUCUCGAUCGACAACGACAGUGUCUACCCAACAUUAGACGAGGGCUCUGGAUUGCGCUUCAAUAAGUACUUCAAUGGAAAGGUCGUCACUGCCUCCGGUGGAGUUAUCGGCACAAGGAAGCAACAAGGCAACUUUGUCUUCUACACUGUCGACCGAGUUCUUCACCGCCCUGGAGGAAGCAUCCUUGACGUCGUCCACCAGUCCAUCCUCCUGCCCAAGUUGGACGAGGCAAUCAAGUUCGCUGGACUCGAGGAAUACCUCUCCGGAGCCGGUCCGUACACCCUCUUCGCGCCCAGUGACAAGGCCUUCAAGAACGCCGUGGGAAUGGAGAAUGUUCUUCGCGACAGGGAAGCCCUAAAAGCCCUGCUGCUCCGUCAUAUCGUCCUCGGCACCGUGUACAGCGCCGGUGUUCAAGAAAACCAAGUUCUUAAGACGGUUGGAGGACUGGACCUCACAAUGAGAAUCAUCCCUGAAUGCAUCACAGUCAACGGUGUAAACGUCAACAACCCCGAUAACGUGGCGUCCAACGGAGUCAUCCACGUCAUCGAUCAUUUCCUGUAGGAAAACCAUAGGCGAUGCGUGCCGCGCUUCUUUCAUGUAAAUGUUUCACCAAUUUUUGUCGCAGUCUCGAAAAUAAAAGCGACUCUGGCACGCA